AUGUCGGUCAAUCACGACAUGGCCCUGGCGGCAGAAACAGUUCCGCCAGGUACCGACCCGAAUCCAGAAACUGGAACCGGAUCGGCAUCUGCAGCGCCCAGGUUGGCGAUGGAUGGAUCUGGGACUCUUCCACCCAUCCACCAAAAGUCGAAUUCAACCCCCGACACCUCGAACCCACCACAACAGCAACAGCAUCAACAACAGCAACAACGACAACUACAACAACAACAGCAACAACCGGUUGUGUUUCGCCCACCCCUGGAGUCAACAGCAACAUGGGCGAAAAAGGCUGCAGCGGGCAAGUAUCGCCCAGUAGCAGACACGCUCCCCGCGACCGUGUUCAGGGACGACUAUGUCCUGGCCUACACCCUUCCCGGCAAGAAGGACACGCCCCAGGGCAUCACAUACACCCAGGUGAUGAAUGCCAUCGCAGACCAAGUCAGAGGCGUGACGGAGCUGCGAUUCGACCAAGUCCAUAAAUAUAUGGCAGCGAUUUUCGAGGAUAAGGCUGAGUUUGACUUUGCCCUUAACAUCCCCCUGGAGAUCACAACCACCUUCUGGAUUCAGCCAUCCAAGACGGUGUACACCUCGGGAGUGGAGGAGACGAUCUUCGCCAACAACAUCGCCUCCACCAAAAAUCUGGAACAGAUCCAGACCGAACUGACGGCUAUCUUCGGUAACCAUGGGACCGUUGACAACAUCAGCUUUGGGUACAUUCGACACCCAACACACACAAUCAAGGACGGUAACAUAUCCUUUCGACUCACGUUCCAUGAGAACAUCCCGUCCAACCCACAGCUGCCCAGGAUCGCCAACUUUCUCCGCUGGAACACGUACUUCUUCUGGAGAAACGCCCCGGCCUUCUGCGUGGGAUGCGGCAUUACUGGACACGACUCUAGAAGCUGCAGCAAGGCAACAGCAAGCCUCGCCCUGAGCAACACACCCCUGCUGACUAAAACCAUCAUGUCGUACCGCUUCAUGGAGGGAACUGUCACGAGACAAGAGCUUGCUCUUGUGACUUCGCCCUAA
Molecule: messenger RNA, 1029 nt
Organism: Linnemannia hyalina
Lineage: Eukaryota; Fungi; Mortierellomycota; Mortierellomycetes; Mortierellales; Mortierellaceae
Source: the annotation of a GenBank genome assembly